CGCUGAUCCCUUGACAGUAUGUGAGUAUUGUUACCGCCCUGAAGAAGAUGAGAUGUGGUCCACGUUACGACUCGGAUUUUCGCCCUCUGGGUCGUCAACAUUGGAGAAGAUUAUGCACCUUGGUUCUGCUGCUGUCAUUAUUUUCGAAAACACUUUCUAUCUUUGGAGCCAGCAACGCUUUACAUCUGGGCAGGAGUCUGUUUACCCCGUUCGUGUUGCUCUUCAGCAGUACAUGGCAUCUCCCAAUGCAGCUGCCGUCAGGGAAGCUCUGAGCUCUGCCGUUCGCACAUAUGAAGCGGGCUUCUCUCACUUGAUACCAGGAUCGGCCAAACGCUCUCAGAAGAAGGCGGAGUUAAUCGACACAAUUAUUG
Messenger RNA from Suillus plorans, 371 nucleotides. RefSeq lists its product as uncharacterized. Bases 48 to 272 code for a protein of 74 amino acids. Lineage: Eukaryota; Fungi; Basidiomycota; Agaricomycetes; Boletales; Suillaceae. The record is from RefSeq and is a predicted model, not a curated record. The transcript is spliced from 4 exons.